UUGCAAUGGACCAGCUCCACCCUCCACUCGUCGGUCCUGUAGCCAACCCCGCUCAGAUUUCCCGUUCUGUGAGCUUCAUCAGGGUUCUCCUCCUCCGCGUUGCACUGAUUAAAGAAACAACCAAAGGUUCUUCAAGAUGAACUGGGGUUUUCUCCAAGGCCUCCUGAGUGGGGUGAACAAGUACUCCACGGCGUUCGGGCGAGUGUGGCUGUCCAUUGUGUUCGUCUUCAGGGUAUUGGUUUUCGUUGUGGCGGCUGAGAAGGUUUGGGGUGACGAGCAAAAGGAUUUCAAAUGCAACACGGCUCAACCGGGGUGCCACAACGUCUGCUAUGACCAUUUCUUCCCCGUGUCCCACGUGAGGCUGUGGGCCCUGCAGCUCAUCUUCGUCACCUGCCCCUCAUUCUUAGUGGUGAUGCAUGUGGCCUACCGGGAGGACCGUGAGCGUAAGAACCGAAUGAAGUACGGCGACAACUGCCGCCGGCUCUACCAGAAUACUGGAAAGAAGCGGGGAGGUCUUUGGUGGACCUAUGUUCUGACUCUGAUAUUUAAAGUCUUGGUGGACACCACCUUCGUCUACCUCUUGUACCACAUCUACGAGGGCUACGACUUUCCUUCGCUCAUCAAGUGUGAACAGAAGCCAUGCCCCAACAAAGUCGACUGCUUCAUCGCCAGGCCAACUGAGAAAAGAAUCUUCACCAUCUUCAUGGUGGUCACCAGCCUGACCUGCAUCCUUCUCUCCCUUUUGGAGAUUGUCUACCUGGUGGGAAAACGCUGCCGGGAGAUCUUCACCGCUGUUCAUCACUCUCACCAUAUUGUGACCACUAGUGGCAGCAACUUGAUGGAGUCAAACCAUCUCAAGAUGUCCAAAAAGAACACGCCACAAACCCCCGCCCCUGCAUACAGUGUGGCCAUAUUUUGAAAUAACGUGUUUUUUUUCUCAGGCAAAGACUUGACAAGGCAGGCACUUUUCUAAAUGUGUUCAGAAAAUUAUCUGCAAUGACUUCUUACUGUCUGGAAAUCUGAGGUGAGAUGGCACAUGGUCACAAUAAUGUUUUCAGGGGCAGUUUGAGAGACAAAGUAAAAGGCAAGUUUGUUUGUAUGAGGCGGGCUUCGAGACCGUGAGUCAGUCGGUGCUUUGGAGAAUGUGGUCUCACACGCACACGCGUACACACCCACGCUGUUUCUGUGUAAGAUUUUCCUUUCUGGCAAGUGCCAAACCUCCAAAUGUUUUCAUUUAAAUUGUGUGGAGUCUUUUCAUCUCGCACAUACACUGCAUGGACAAAAAUUCUGGGACAUUCCUCUUAAUCACAAAAAUCAGGCUGGUCUUAGUAUCCUCUGAAUACUCAAAAUAGUUGAAUACUUUGUGCUUCAACCUUUGCAACAUUUUCUUAAUAAGUUAUGGGGAAAAAUAUAGGCUAAAUCACUGAAUAGGAUGAGGUUCCAAGUUUAAAUCUCAUUUCCGGUCUUACAGUGUGAAGGCCUACUUUUUAAUGGUCUAAACUCCUUACAAAGCUCCUACUAUACUACACUGCCAGUAAAACCAAAUAUCAAAUUAAACGGAUCUCCCAACAAUAAUUUCAUUGCCCAUUGAGUAAAACCCUUGUACAGACAACUACCAAACACAUAAAGGAGAACCCAUAGAACAGAGACUGAGCCAAGAGUAAUUAUUACUAGUGCUGCACCGAUACCAAUAAGUUUUACGGCACUAAAAUGAUGCCAUCGGUAUGAGGGAGUACUAAGAAAUAACAUGAUGAUGUUGCGCAAUCCAACUCCAAUUCCAACUCCUGGUCGCCCUACCCAAGAUGGCCGUUGUAACACAAGAAGUGCUUAUUGCCCUUCCCAACAUGAUGAUCAACGUCCAAUCAUCCAUCUGAUGUGAACGAGUUUAUCACAAGGGCGUAGGUUUGCAUAGGAACGGUAGGGACAUAACACUAGCAACUUUUCAUGAUGCUCAAAUUGUCCCCACCAACUUAUAAGCAACCUUAUUACAUUAUAUAAAGAGUUCAAAUAUAUUGGUAAUUUAGAUUGUCUUACCAUAUGUUGUAAGGCUAGAAUAAUUACCAUUCUUAAGUGAAUUAUUUUCAUUAUGUUCAGACAUAUUUAUCCCUUUUCACUUGCUGAAUGUGCCGGUCCAUUUUUUUCCCCUCAAACGAACGUUUGAUUGGCUGAUGACUUGAAGCCACCCAUCGCGCCACAAAGACACACACAGACAUACUCACACAACCCUGACAGAUUCAUGUCGACAACAUGCCACCCACUUCGGAAAGGAGGGAUAUUAGAAGUUUUUUUUUUCCGGCCAGCAGCAGCCACUGUAGGUCAUAUAAAAAGACGUUAAAAUGGUGGAGGUGGCGGAAACACCAGUAGUUUUGUUACUGAAAGUCCGACCUGCAACAGUUAGCAUAACAUUAAACUUGCUAACCAUCAAAACUACUGCGAUCAGGCCAGCCUCCACCAGGAACAACGAAAUCAAGCUAGUCGUCCCUUAUUUGGAACAUUGUUUGAAUUAUGUGCAUUACGGUAAUAUCGUCCCUACCGAUGUUGAGACCAAACCUACGCCCUUGGUUUAUCACUAGUAGACAUCCAAUCUACACAAGGAGUUGUCUGACUAAGCCAGGGGUGGGCAAACCGGUCCUCGAGGGCCGCAUUGGGUCCUGGUCUUUGUUCCAACUGAUUCAGCACACGCAGUAUAACCAAUGAGGUUUCAGUGGAAACAAGGAGCACCUGACUGCAAUCAACUGAUUGCACUUGUAAGAAACCAGAUUGGUGAAAAGUGGUCCUCAUGAUGGGUAUGAACAAAAACCCGCACCCACUGCGGCCCUUUGUGGAAUAGUUUGCUCACCCCUGGACUAAGCCAUCAUUGCAAUUACUUUACAUUCCAGUGAGUAUGCAUAAAUUAGUAUUUAUAAAUUUUUCGAUUUUGGGUGCCUAAAAAAUGGUAUCAGUGCAACACUAAAUAUUAUAGUAUCAUUAUAUUUCUUAAAGAGUGCAAAUUAUUACUUUAUUCCCACUUUUAUUUACUGUGUGGCCUUUUCUCAUUACUUUGGUCCAUAAUGUGCCCAUAAUUUGCCUCCAUUGUUUACACUGUAUGUAAUUUAUCACGACUUUUGUACGAAAGCGUCUUGUUUUUACACUGCUGUUUUUGAUGUAUGUACAGUAUUUUCAAUAAAUGCAUU
Messenger RNA from Corythoichthys intestinalis (scribbled pipefish), 3173 nucleotides. RefSeq names its product gap junction protein beta 10 (gene gjb10). Lineage: Eukaryota; Metazoa; Chordata; Actinopteri; Syngnathiformes; Syngnathidae. Gene Ontology annotation, cellular component: connexin complex. Gene Ontology annotation, molecular function: gap junction channel activity. Bases 137 to 919 code for a protein of 260 amino acids. The record is from RefSeq and is a predicted model, not a curated record. Gene Ontology annotation, biological process: cell-cell signaling. The transcript is spliced from 2 exons.